Gossypium raimondii (Peruvian cotton) is the source of this 1996-nucleotide messenger RNA. RefSeq names its product SKP1-like protein 21. Bases 268 to 1314 code for a protein of 348 amino acids. The record is from RefSeq and is a predicted model, not a curated record. Gene Ontology annotation, cellular component: cytoplasm; nucleus. Gene Ontology annotation, molecular function: cullin family protein binding. Gene Ontology annotation, biological process: SCF-dependent proteasomal ubiquitin-dependent protein catabolic process. The transcript is spliced from 9 exons. NCBI's taxonomy places the organism in Eukaryota, Viridiplantae, Streptophyta, Magnoliopsida, Malvales, Malvaceae.
AAAAAAAAAAAACACACACUAUUUUCCUCUCUCGCCUCCCUCUCUGUCAGUUAUCCUUUCUGAGUUCGCCGACCACCGCCAUAUCUCUGUAGUUCGAAAGCACUGAAAUCUCCACUGCUUUUUUCUCGAAGGUUUGAGAGUCUAUGUCACUUAAGAAGUGCAUAGCUGUUGUCUGAUUUACUGUAUUCAAGCUUUUGAGUGCCAGAGUAUACUACUACGAUAAGCUGUACACAGAUACCUUUUUCUGUGUUUCAAAUAUCCUUUCAAAUGUCAGAGGUUGAUAUGGCAGUCAUAAAGCCUGAGAUAAUGAAGUCUUAUAUUUGGCUUCAAACUGUUGAUGGCUCAAUCCAACAAGUUGAACAGGAGAUUGCGAUGUUCUGUCCCAUGAUAUGUCAUGAAGUUAUACAAAAAGGCAUGGGAUCCUCCAAGAAUUAUGCUAUAUCUCUUCCCCAGCAAGUCAAUCCUGCCAUGUUAAGUCUAAUCCUCGAUUAUUGUCGGUUUCAUCAGGUGCCUGGCCGCUCGAACAAGGAGCGCAAAUCUUUUGAUGAGAAGUUUAUCCGAAUGGACACAAAGAGGCUCUGUGAGUUGACAUCUGCCGCUGACAGCCUUCAGUUAAAGCCUCUAGUUGAUCUUACUAGUCGUGCCCUUGCACGAAUUAUUGAAGGGAAAGCCCCAGAGGAGAUACGUGAGAUAUUUCAUUUGCCUGAUGAUCUUACUGAGGAAGAAAAGCUGGAGCCUCUGAAAAAUGCCACCGAUGACCCACGCAUUCGACUGUUAAAUAGAUUGUAUGCGAAAAAGAGAAAGGAACUAAAAGAGAGGGAGAAACUAAAGAAUGUUGAGGUUGACGAAGAGCUUGUUGAUGAUCGUUCAGUUGAUGACCUCUUGUCAUUUAUUAACGGAGAUGAUGGAGAUUCUAAAGGGAUUAAAACUUCGAAGAGUAAAAAGAAGAACCGAAGAAGAAAAGAUUUGCUGAAGAGCACAUCUGCUCAUGAAGCCACUAAAAACCAUAAUAAGGAGUCAAAUGGUCUUAACUCUGUAUGCCGUAGUGCUGAAGUUGGUCAGAUUCUGCCCGGUGUUGGUGCUACCACAAACUUACAGGAUGUCGAAGAUGAUAUUUUUCCCAAUAAGAACGAGUUUGAUGACGGUGAUAUUGAUGAUGAGAUUGAUCCGACAUUGAAGGAAAAAAUUGAUAGGGAGGUGGAAGAUUUUGCCCGUAGAUUGAAUUCAGAUUGGCCGGAAAGAAUGCAAGAAAUUCUCUCUUUGGGCCAAGAAAAGAAACCAGUGCAUUUGUCACUUAAUGGCAAGGGUUCAUAAGGAGAUAUGCAGGUAUGCUGCUCUCUCUUUUCUUUCGUAAGUUUUAGUGUCUAUGUUACUUGGAUUUAGGUGUCAGAUAGUUUUGAAGCUUUUCCAUGUAUUUGAAGGGCCCAUAUUCCCGCCCCCAUUAUCGAAUGUCAGACAGAGAUACUUUUAGCAAAAUGAAACGUUGGAACAACAUAGUCUAGUGUGGUUGCUUGUGAAAGUUUUAAUCAGAUUAUCUUGGACUUUUAUUUACUUAACGCAACAUGUUCAUUCUCGUGAUGGUUUAUCAUUUGAAAGUUAAAACCGAACUUGGUUUUCUUCAUUUGUCUGAUCAAAUUAGUAAAAGAAGCAACAUUAAAAUAAUCUUGUAUGGCAAGACUCAGAUCCGGAGCAGAGGUGAUUCACAAUGAAGGUAUGCCUGAAAAUUUUUGAUGAGAUGCUUUGCAGGUGGAUGAAAGAUGGCUUCUAGAAGGGCAUUGUGGAUCCUUUGUGAGUUUUUAAUUUCCUUUUUAAAAUUUAUUUUUCUUUGUUGUGCUUAGUCAGGCUGCAAUUUUGAUUCUGAGUGCAACUUCUUUUUACUGUAUUUUAUUCAUAUCAUCUUUGUGUAUAUUCUCGUGUUAUAAUAUUAUUUAAGGUAUUAUAUAUUUUAUUAUAGUUUUGAGACAUUAAUAGUUGGUAUUAUAUAGAUUUUGAGACA